UGCAGUCUUUAGCACAAUUCAGGGAAUUGUGUGGAUCUCACUUGGCUCCAAUGUUUGGUGACACUACCUCAAGCAGCAAAAUGAAGUUGUUAAUCUUUGCUCUGCUCUGUAUCCAGCUCUCUGAGUGUUUGUACAAAGUGCCUUUGUACAGAAGCAAAUCUGUGCGAGAUAUCCUGAAGGAGCGUGGGGAGCUGAAAAGGUUCUUAGAAACUCACAAAUAUGAUCCUGCCUUGAAGUACCAACAUCUCUUUCCUGGAUACCAGUCAGAGAAUGCAAAUGAGCCACUUGUGAAUUUCUUGGAUAACUCCUACUAUGGUUCUAUUACUAUUGGUACCCCACCCCAGAGUUUCACCGUUCUGUUCGACACUGGCUCCUCUAACCUUUGGGUCCCCGCUAUCUACUGUAGCAGCCUAGCAUGUGAGCACCAUCCCAAAUUCAAUCCAACUCAAUCCUCAACAUUCAGAACAAACAGGCAACGUUUCGGCAUCGCUUAUGGUUCUGGAAGUUUAACUGGAUUUUUUGGAUAUGAUACAGUUAACGUUGCAGGUAUAUCUAUUCCCCAACAGGAGUUUGGUCUCAGUGUGACUGAACCAGGAACUACCUUUUAUUAUGCAAGAUUUGAUGGAAUCCUUGGUCUUUCAUACCCAGCACUUUCAGCAGGGGGCGCCACCCCAGUUUUUGAUGGCAUGAUGCGGGACAAUCUGGUGUCGUCCCCUGUGUUUUCUGUUUACCUGGGCAGGGAACCAAACAGUCAACAUGGCGGUGAAGUGACAUUUGGAGGGAUUGACCAUAGUUUGUAUACGGGUGAAAUUGUCUGGGUCCCUGUCCUUCAGGAAUUGUAUUGGCUCAUCCCAAUGCAAGGUGUGCUUCUCAAUGGUGAACCGACCUUCUGUACCCAAGGCUGCCAAGCUAUGGUUGAUACUGGGACUUCAUUGCUCACUGCACCAAGCCAGGAAUUAGAACAACUGAUGCGAUACAUUGGUGCCCAGCAGAACCAGUAUGGGGAGUUUGUAGUCAACUGCAAUGCAGUCGGAAACCUGCCUUCAUUGACUUUUGUAAUCAAUGGAGUUGAUCUCACUAUUCCAGCCUCGGCCUACAUCCAACAGAGCUACGGCCAAUGUGUUGCUGGAUUUGAGUCCACCUACCUGCCAGCUCCUACCCAAAAUGGACCUUUCUGGAUCUUGGGUGAUGUCUUCCUGAGAGAAUUUUAUUCUAUUUAUGACAGAGGGAACAACAGAAUGGGAUUCGCUAAAGCUGUCUAAGCUGUGUACAUUCUGGCUUCUCCUUCAAGAAAAGCAAUAUCUUCUCCAAGAGACUCUAUGCCUGUCAUAACUGACCUUCCUCAAUAGACUGAUUAUGGUAUAUUUUCCCAAGUGUCAUUGCUACUGAUGUUUGUGUUCUGUUUUGACGCAGGCACAACCUUACUCACAAAUCAAGUACUUGCCCAGUAUCUGCCGCAUUCAUUUCACAAAAAUUUUCAUUCCGUUGAUUGAGAAGCCUUUCCACCUGAAGGUUACCAUUGCUUCACGUGUAAAUAAUAAAUAUUAUAAAGCAUUGAAAAGCA
Molecule: messenger RNA, 1564 nt
Organism: Stegostoma tigrinum
Lineage: Eukaryota; Metazoa; Chordata; Chondrichthyes; Orectolobiformes; Stegostomatidae
Product: gastricsin-like
Exons: 9
Coding region: 51-1262 (403 amino acids)
Biological process (GO): proteolysis
Molecular function (GO): aspartic-type endopeptidase activity
Source: RefSeq, a predicted model, not a curated record